AAUAGGUUCAGAUCAAUAAAACCAGGAGAAAACAUGGCUCAGAAUGAUACAGUGACGCUGAUAGGUUCUUGGUCAAGCCCUUUUGCCCUUAGGGCACGAGUGGCUCUACACUUGAAAUCUGUCAAGUACGAGUACGUAGACGAACCUGAUGUUCUUAAGUCAAAGAGUGAACUCCUUAUCAAGUCUAACCCCAUUCACAAGAAAGUCCCUGUUCUCAUCCAUGGCGACGUCUCCGUCUGUGAAUCCCUCAACAUCGUUCAGUACAUCGAUGAGGCUUGGUCCUCCGAUCCUUCUAUCCUUCCUUCUCAUCCUUACGAUCGCGCAUCUGCUCGGUUCUGGGCUCAGUACGUCGACGACAAGUGUUUUGAGUCGUUAGAUGCGGUGGCCGGAGCAAAAGAUGACGAAGGGAGAAUGGCUGCGGCGGGAAAGCUGAUGGAGUGUUUGGCUAUACUAGAACAGACGUUUCAGAAGAUCAGUAAAGGAUCAGGGUUCUUCGGAGGAGAAAACAUCGGCUACCUCGACAUUGCAUGUGGGACACUUUUGGGUCCGAUCUCCGUGAUCGAGGCGUUUUCCGGCGUCAAGUUUCUCCGGGAAGAGACAACACCAGGAUUGAUCAAAUGGGCCGAGCGGUUCAGGGCACAUGAAGCUGUUAAGCCUUACAUGCCUACUGUUGAAGAGUUCGUAGCAUUCGCAAAGAAGAAGUUCAGUGUUCAGUGAUGUGUAUGCUUCCUUCCAAAGUUGUAGUAAUGUGUGUUGGUACUUGGUAAUGAAUAAAUGAACGAAUGAAUAAGAUUUGUCUUCUUUGAGAGCUUGUUUGAAGUUAUCUGUAUCUGCCAAAACAGAUGGCCACUUGGAUUUUUCUCUCUAUCUCAUGUGAUUAGUUGGUCUU
Molecule: messenger RNA, 889 nt
Organism: Capsella rubella
Lineage: Eukaryota; Viridiplantae; Streptophyta; Magnoliopsida; Brassicales; Brassicaceae
Product: glutathione S-transferase U13
Exons: 2
Coding region: 34-717 (227 amino acids)
Biological process (GO): glutathione metabolic process
Cellular component (GO): cytoplasm
Molecular function (GO): glutathione transferase activity
Source: RefSeq, a predicted model, not a curated record